Molecule: messenger RNA, 1258 nt
Organism: Meira miltonrushii
Lineage: Eukaryota; Fungi; Basidiomycota; Exobasidiomycetes; Exobasidiales; Brachybasidiaceae
Exons: 2
Coding region: 1-1143 (380 amino acids)
Source: RefSeq, a predicted model, not a curated record
AUGUCCGCAAUCUACUCCGUCUUCACUUCUCCAAACCAUCCGCCAGUACCAAAUCAUUUACCAACUUUGAUCGUCACACCGGUGAACAAUCCUCACCAUGUUUUAUACUCGUAUAUCCACACAUCAUUCAACCAAGAGACCUAUUUGCUCACACCAUCUCCACAAGGUGAUUUGUGUGUUGCAAAGAUGGUCCCUCCUCAAGGUUCUCGUGGCCCAGGCGGUCCAGGAAAUAUGUCAGAUUCAAGUCAUUCCUCCGAUCCAAGUAGAGACAAAACUGUUCGUUGUGAAGCUUCUAGAAAUUUGAAAUGGUCCAUCACAAACACUGGUAUUCAUGCACCCGUGUACAAAUUGACAUUGCCCAAUCCAGACGCCCCAGGAAAUGAACAACCUCUUUUCCAAAUCUCCAAGCCAAAUCCCAAUGCAACUUUCUGGACAAUGUUCUACUUUACCUAUGCCGGACAUCUUAUUCCACCUAAGCGAAUUGAAUUUGGAAAGAUUCAAAAGAAUUCUGCUACCGGUGGUGGAGGUGGAACAAGAGUUUCUAUAACGGGUAAAAGUGAAGAAGAGAAAGCUGUUUGGCAAACAUUGGGAGAAGGGAAUGAGGAUAUGGUGGAAUGGAUCGUUUUGUGUGCAGCUUUGAAUUUAUUGGAUGAGGAGAUCAUUAAAGCUGCUGAGAAAGCAUCUGGUGGUGGAUCAGUGAAUGGAGUCAAUAAACGCUCUGUUCCCUCUAGCAGACCGCAAGGAAAUGGUGUUCCAGGACAACAAGCGGCGCAACAACAACGAAUGCCUAUGCCUCAACAACCACAACAAAGGCAACUUCCUCCUCAUUUGAACACGCAACAAGGACAGCCUCGUUCUAUGUAUCCACCCGGCAUGAACGGUCAAGGACCACAAAGACAACCAAGUCCUUACGAAAGAGGGCCCAAUUCGCCUGCAUCACCAAUGGGAGGUUCUGGCUUUCGAUCACCAAUGGGAGGACCAGGUGCUAGAUCACCGAUGCCCGGUCAAAUGCCAGGACAGAUGCCGCCACAAAUGCAUCAGCAACAGCAAAUGCAAAGACCAAUGCCACCACAGAUGCAACAACAAAUGCCCAUGCCAAAUGGUCAAAAUGGAUAUUAUAACGGCGGAUCGAGGCCAUUUUAAAAAGUUUUUCCCCAUUUUUUUUUCUCUUUAUCGUCCUCUGUAAAUGUAGUUCAUCUUUGUACGUUUAUAAUAAUUCAUCGCGAUCUGUACGGGCUAAUGGACAUUAUUUCACUAC